This is a messenger RNA of Xyrauchen texanus (razorback sucker), 918 nucleotides long. It is a transcript of the gene rfc5, whose product is annotated as replication factor C (activator 1) 5. Gene Ontology annotation, cellular component: DNA replication factor C complex; nucleus. The record is from RefSeq and is a predicted model, not a curated record. The transcript is spliced from 12 exons. NCBI's taxonomy places the organism in Eukaryota, Metazoa, Chordata, Actinopteri, Cypriniformes, Catostomidae. Gene Ontology annotation, molecular function: DNA clamp loader activity; DNA binding; ATP hydrolysis activity. Gene Ontology annotation, biological process: DNA repair; DNA-templated DNA replication.
AUGGUGUCUCGUAAUUUCAGGGUUGAGAAAUACAGACAACAGACACUAGAUGACCUCAUCUCUCAUCAAGACAUCCUGAGCAUAACCCAGAAGUUUAUCAGUGAAGACAGAUUGCCUCAUCUGCUCUUCUAUGGACCUCCAGGAACAGGGAAGACCUCGACUAUAUUAGCAUGCCCUAAACAACUCUACAAAAAUAAAGAGUUCAACUCCAUGGUUCUGGAGCUGAACACAUCAGAUGACCAUGGUAUAGACGUGGUGAGGGGACCGAUCCUCAGCUUUGCCAGCACACAAACUAUCUUCAAGAAGGGCUUUAAGUUGGUAAUCCUGUAUGAAGUGGACGCUAUGACCCAGGAUGCUCAGAAUGCUCUAUGGAGAGUAAUAGAAAAACCUACCCAAGUUCACAGAGAACACCCGAUCUGUAACUACCUCUCUAAGAUUAUUCCUGCGCUCCAGUCCCGAUGCACGCAGUUUUGUCAAAUGAUUCCCAGACUAGAGCACGUCAUAAAGCAGGAGAGCAUUGACAUCACUCCAGAUGGCAUGAAGGCCAUUGUGACCCUCUCAACGGGAGACAUGAGACGAUCACUAAACAUUUUACAGAGCACCCAUAUGGCCUAUGGGAAGGUGACAGAGCAGACCGUUUACACCUGUACUGGACAUCCUCUUAGAUCAGACAUUGCCAACAUAUUGGACUGGGCUCUCGAUAAAGACUUCACCGCUGCAUAUAACUAAAUUCUGCAACUCAAAACUCUGAAAGGUCUGGCACUUCAUGAGAUUUUAACAGAAGUUCAUCUGCUCAUACAACGCGUGGACUUCCCACCCUCCAAACGCAUGGGCUUGCUUAUAAAACUUGCAGAUAUUGAGUAUCGUCUGGCCUCGGGAACUAAUGAGAAGAUCCAGCUGAGCUCAAUAGAGACAUAG